AAAGAAGAGGAGGAGAAAGAAGAGGAGGAGGAAGAAGAGGAGGAGGAAGAAGAGGAGGAGGAAGAAGAGGAGGAGGAAGAAGAGGAGGAGGAAGAAGAGGAGGAGGAAGAAGAGGAGGAGGAAGAAGAGGAGGAGGAAGAAGAGGAGGAGGAAGAAGAGGAGGAGGAAGAAGAGGAGGAGGAAGAAGAGGAGGAGGAAGAAGAGGAGGAGGAAGAAGAGGGGGAGGAAGAAGAGGAGGAGGAAGAAGAGGAGGAGGAAGAAGAGGAGGAGGAAGAAGAGGAGGAGGAAGAAGAGGAGGAGGAAGAAGAGGAGGAAGAAGAGGAAGAAGAGGGAGAAGAGGGAGAAGAGGAAGAAGAGGAAGAAGAGGAAGAAGAGGAAGAAGAGGAAGAAGAGGGAGACGAGGGAGAAGAGGGAGAAGAGGAAGAAGAGGAAGAAGAGGAAGAAGAGGAAGAAGAGGAAGAAGAGGAAGAAGAGGAAGAAGAGGAAGAAUCUCAAGGAUGA
Candidula unifasciata is the source of this 501-nucleotide messenger RNA. Lineage: Eukaryota; Metazoa; Mollusca; Gastropoda; Stylommatophora; Geomitridae. The record is from the annotation of a GenBank genome assembly.